GUGGCCUCUGCGCGCCACGUGGCCUCGGAGAUUGAGAGCAACCAUUUGUAUUUGCAGAUGGUCCGAGACGCCACAGCUCAGACCUACGUUUUACAUCAACGAGCAGCCUUGCAUGCCCUUGAAGAUUUCAGCUGCGGCAUAUUGGAGGUGUCUCCAGAUGAGACGGAAAUGGGAGUAGAGGUGCACGGUGCAAACAUCAAGGAUAG
Molecule: messenger RNA, 206 nt
Organism: Prorocentrum cordatum
Lineage: Eukaryota; Dinophyceae; Prorocentrales; Prorocentraceae
Source: the annotation of a GenBank genome assembly